GCUGUGGAGAAGCUUCUCUUCUGGCUGCCCCUGCCACUGGUCCCCGAGACCCCCUGCAUUCUUCAGGGUGCCCCCUGGUGUCAAGCCAAACAAACCCACUCCUGAGUUCCUGCUUCCUGCAGCCUGAGCUUUGCUAGUUCCUAAAUCUCUGUAUGGCCCCUUGCCCAGCUACUCAGGGCCCUUCCUAAACUGGGGCUCUGGACAGCUCGAGGGGAAAGGGCCCUUCUUUGUGCUUGGGCUCUGGGCCAGAAGACUCAACGUGGAAAUCCAUUUUCUUCUGAGCUCCUCCAUUCCAUACCCUGCCAAGAAGAGUUAGUCACUUCCUGGGGGCUCCUUGGCCUGACUUAUGUCCAUUAAUAUGACCAUUAAGUGCUGGGCAUUGGGUUGAGCCUGGGAACACCCACAAGGAUGAAGCUAACCCUGCCCUUUAGGAACUCUCAUUCUAGAUGGGAGAGGAAGGGGGUGGCAGGUGAUGUUUCUAUACAAAGUAUUUGAGCUGAGCUCCAAAGGGAGCUAUAGCCUCUAGAAGGCUACAGUGGCAGGGACGGGGCAUGCAAAUGCAUAGAGGUGGGAGAUGGGAUGUUGGAGAAGAGCAACAAGGCCAUCUGGGCUGGGACAUAAUGCCUGAAAGAAGAGUGAGGUGUAAUAAAGAUGGAAGAGCAAGAACUGGAUCCAGUUUGUGACGGAGCUGGGAGGUUUCAUGAAGUCUUUGAUGAAUUAAAAAAUAAUUUACUGUUAUUUACUCCAGAAUCCAUCACCUUCCCAGGAAACUGACUCAUAGAACAAGUACUGCUAUUUUUACACACCUCCCCAAAAAGGGGGAAAUCACUGCUCAAUACAGCGAAAAAGUCUAAAAACGAUGGUGAGCUGAGCAGGACAUCAUCUCCCAUCUCUCCUUUCUACCCUGAUGCAUGCUUUGUAGUUUUGUUACGUUCUCUUUUGAUUCCCAUCUGUCUGUUUAUGGUAAUUCUGUUGACAUCUUUGGAGUUACUGUGUCUAUUUUCUCAUCUCUGCUGACUCCAAUAUGCAUCAGUUCAUGGACAUCCUUCCAGGCUUCUCCAAAUUCAUUCCCAAUUCAGCCUUUAUUACAGUACAGUGAUCUUCCAUUCCAUUCAGAUACCAGUGUUUAGCUAUUCCCUAACCUAUAAGUGCCUACCUUGUUUCCAGUUCUUGGCCAAUAUAAAAAGUUUCUAGAAAUAAUUUGGUGUAUGUAAAUGACCUCCCUAGAGUAUAAGCCUAGAAUGUACUGGCUGGGUCAAAAGGUUUGUUUCGUUUGUGUGAUUCCAAAUUGCUUUCACCAGAAGGUUAUACUGUUUGACAGCUCCACCAACAAUGUACCAGUGGAAUGGAAAGGGUAUGAAAUGUCAAACCGCUGCAUAUUUCAUUAGAGAAAUGAUAUGGAGGCAUUCAGGCUUGGACAGGCUAUAAUCCCUUCUCUGCCUCUUUCCCUCCUAGUUUUUUUAAGUGAAUCUCCUGUCAUGUGUUUAUUUCUCCAUGGCAAUAUCUAUACUGCUUCUCUGUUAUUUUUUUGUUGCCAUCGCUCAUCUUGCUGACCAGAGUUCACGGACUUCCCUUUCUGCCCAUUUGGUCACUUUCCCUCUGGCCUCACCCACAGAGCUUCAAGGGUUUGAGAAAUUCCCCAGUCCAACCUCCUUCCUUUCCAGGAAGAGGACAGAGCCUGGGAUAGGGCUGGGAACAGGGACUGCAGAGGCUAGAACUCGGACCUCUCAGACUCCCAGCUGAUUCAACCCUAAGGAAGGACCCAGGCAUCCCCUGCUUCCUGCAGCUCAACUCAGAGCCACCAGAGGGCUCCCCCCCUGGAUUCCCAAACUUUCUCCCCCAAAUCAUCUUUCACUUUCGAUCUCUGAUGUUUGGGCCCAGACCUGCCCUGGGCCUUCCCAGCCUGGACAGGAUGCCUGGGCCCGGCAGCGGCAUGAGGGGCCCCAAUUCAAGAUGACCAGCCCAGCCCCAGCCUGGCCCCUCACUGCCUCCACGCUGCUGCUCCUCCUGCUCCUGCUGCCCCGGGACCCCAGCAGGGCCGCUGAGCCUCCGAGCUGCACCUUCCCUGACAGCCCCAUCAGCUCCACGUUCCUCCAGGCCAUCGGCAGACUGUCUGACUACUUGCUCACGGAUUACCCUGUGGAAGUCCCUGAUAACCUCCAGGUGGAUGAGCGCUGCCGGGCCCUGUGGCACCUGUUUUUGGCCAAGAAGACUCUCGACCGCCUGGAGCUGGUGGCCGGGAAGGAGCUGAAGAAACUCCUGGACAAAGUGUGCACUGAGAUCAGCUUUGUCAGGAAAUGCUUCUCCGAGGCCCUUCCUGGCUGCCUCCACUUCCGCAAGGCCAACAUCUCUCACCUCCUCCUGGAUAUCUCCAGCCACCUGGAGGCCCUGCAGCCCCUCAUCAGCAGCCAGGACUUUGGGCCCUGCCGGCGGCUCCGCUGCCAGCCAGAGCCCUCCACCGAGUCCACACCGCCCUCCCCUGGAGGUCUCGGGGCCCUGGGAAACACUCCAGCCCCCCUCAAACACUCCACCUUCCUUCUGCUGGCCCUGGGGGGGCUGUCAAUCCUGCUGCUCCUGAUCCUGGGGGCUGCCUGGAGGUGGAAGCAAAGGAAGAGGCAACAGAGGCCCACAGGAUCCCCCAUGUCCCCCGUACCCCAGGUGAGCUUGGCUCUGCUCAGUGGGGGGAGGAAGGUUGGUGCCCCCAGUGGGGGCAAACAGCAGCUGACCCCGUGCUGGGGGGUCGUGGCUAGAGCCCCCCAGACUCUGUCCCCCAGGAAAGGCAGCUGAUGGUGCUUUGAAAGAAGAUGUCAGUGUCUGGUGGACCUUGAAGGCCAAGCCCAGGAGCUGGGGUCACCUGCAGGAAGCCCUCCAAGAGCCCCCCAAGUUCAGACCAGCGGCAGUGGCAUCUCUUGCAAGCCCCAGUGCCUCUCUUCCCGGGGUUCUGGUGCCCUUGGCAACAGGCACCCGAUGCCCCUUCUCUGUCCUCCAGAACGGGGGAGCUGGCAGUGUCCCCUGCGCCCCCCAGAGCCAGCCCUGAGGAUGUAUAUAAAACGUUUUCCAAUA
Monodelphis domestica (gray short-tailed opossum) is the source of this 3063-nucleotide messenger RNA. RefSeq names its product fms related receptor tyrosine kinase 3 ligand (gene FLT3LG). Gene Ontology annotation, biological process: positive regulation of cell population proliferation. The record is from RefSeq and is a predicted model, not a curated record. Gene Ontology annotation, cellular component: cell surface; membrane. Lineage: Eukaryota; Metazoa; Chordata; Mammalia; Didelphimorphia; Didelphidae. Gene Ontology annotation, molecular function: receptor tyrosine kinase binding; cytokine activity.